AUGAAAGAUGAGGAUGGUUAUGAUGAAGAUGAUGAAGAGGAGGGGCUGCCGUUGCUACCCGCCAUCGCCGCGCGACGACGCGAGGCCCGGACCCACUUGCUCAAUCUCGCCAUCCUUAGCUCCGGCUUCUUCUGCAUCUUCUUCGCUUUUGGAACUACACAGCUGCUGGAGAGCAGCCUGAUUCCGGGGCGGCUGGGCUACUGGUGUCUGGCGUCGCUCUACGGGACCAUGUGCGUCUCGUCGCUCUUCCUGGCGUCGCCCGUGGCCAAGGCCCUGCGCGAGCGCAAGGCCCUCGUGCUCGGCGCCGCCGCCUACGUCGUCUUCGUCGCGGCCAACCUGUACCCAGAUUGGGUGACACUCAUCCCGGCAUCGGCAGUCCUGGGCAUGGGCGCUGGCAUCCUUUGGACCGCUGCCGGGUCGUACAUUACGGCUGCGGGGGCCAACUACGCAGAGGCCAAGGGCAAACCGCCCAAGUCGGAGAUGGGCCUCUUCAACGGCAUCUUUGCCGCAGCACGCACCUGGGCUAGCGUGAUGGGGAAUGUGGUGGCGAGCCUGAUCUUCAUCUUCGGCGACCGACUGGGCGGCGAGGCCAAGGCCACCAAGGUGCUCUUCUACCUCUUCACCGCCGUCGGUAUCGCCGGCGUGCUGGUCAUGCUCCUCCUCGGCGACGAAAAGACCUUUGCCGCCGCCGCUGUGGUCGUGGAAGAGAAGAAGAGCGAAGACGACACUGAUGACGAUGCGAAAGCGAAAGCGAAAACGAAGCGAAAGAGCGAAGACGAUCUAGGGGAGGAGAAGAAGGUGGUGUUCAACAUGGAGCUGGUGGGGAAGAAGGCCAGGGACUUGGUCGCGCUCCACCGGGACCCGCGGCUGUUCCUCCUCAUCCCGCUCUUCUUCUACAGCGGCUACGAGCAGGCCUUCGCCACCGGCGACUUUGCCAAAGAGGUGGUGAAGAAGCACCUGGACUUGUCGUCGAUCGGGUUCGUGUUCGCGUGGUACUGUCUCGUGAUGACCCUGUGCUCGGCCCUGCUCGGCCGCCUGUCGGACACUGUCGGCCGCCGGCUCUUCCUGGCGGUGGGCGUCGCGUGCCACGUGCCCUUCUACCUCUUCUUCGGCCUCCUGUGGCCGUCGGAAUGGGUGCCCGAGGAGGUCAUCAGCCAGCACCCGCUGAGCGUCUACGCCGCCAUCACCCUGCUCAGCGUCGGCGACAGCUGCUUCACCACGCUGCCGCCCAUCCUCAUGUCGGUCUUCUUCACCGACAACACCGAGCCGGCGUUCGCCAACCACAAGUUCUACCAGUCGCUGGGGUCGGUGUUCGGCUUCAUCUUGGGUCCGCUCAUCACGUUCCCCCUCAAGAUCCUGCUCCUCUCCACGGGCCUCUUCACCGCCACCGCGCUCAUGAUCCUCCUCGACCGCCGAUUUGCCUCAAUCGAUAAAGCAUGA
Messenger RNA from Acanthamoeba castellanii str. Neff, 1440 nucleotides. RefSeq names its product transporter, major facilitator subfamily protein. The coding region runs from base 1 to 1440 and encodes 479 amino acids. The transcript is spliced from 7 exons. The record is from RefSeq and is a predicted model, not a curated record. Lineage: Eukaryota; Discosea; Longamoebia; Acanthamoebidae.